Messenger RNA from Vidua macroura (Pin-tailed whydah), 535 nucleotides. RefSeq names its product serine/arginine repetitive matrix protein 1-like. The coding region runs from base 17 to 427 and encodes 136 amino acids. The record is from RefSeq and is a predicted model, not a curated record. The transcript is spliced from 4 exons. NCBI's taxonomy places the organism in Eukaryota, Metazoa, Chordata, Aves, Passeriformes, Viduidae.
CUGCGUGCUCUGUGCGAUGCUGGCGCUCGGAGCCCCCGCGGGGCGAGAGGGAGGGAGGGAGCGGGCGGACACCCCUGUCCCGUCCCGCCCCGCCACCGCCCCCCGCCCGCCUCCUCCGCCCCUCUGCUUCCGGGUUGCGGCGGUACCGGGCUGUGCCCGGGGCGGCGGGGCUGUUGCCGAGCGACAGCGCCGGGGCCCGGGCCCGAGCCUGGCCGGGCUCGCCCGCUCGCCAGCGCCUCCCGUGGGACGACGGCACCCGUGCGGCCCUGGAGCUUCCGGGACGCAGGAAACUGCCCCGACCGGUUUAAAAACAGCUUCACCAAGAAAGAACAGUUCACAGGGGAACAGAGAUGUCCAAUUGAAGUCAAACACAGGGUCUACAUCUCUUCAUAUGGAACAUGGAAUUCCAGGUGAUGUGCCUUGGUAGCCCAAGCACAAUUUUCUCAUCUUGAUAAGAAGAAUGAGAGAGAAACCAACAGGUGCUGGUGAUACAAUUGAUCCCACUGAAGAAGCAAUAAAUUGUGCCACUGACUGA